This is a messenger RNA of Triticum aestivum (bread wheat), 557 nucleotides long. RefSeq lists its product as uncharacterized. The record is from RefSeq and is a predicted model, not a curated record. The transcript has 2 exons. Lineage: Eukaryota; Viridiplantae; Streptophyta; Magnoliopsida; Poales; Poaceae. The coding region runs from base 20 to 520 and encodes 166 amino acids.
CACCGGCCAUGGCUGCGCCAUGCCGCGUGCUGGCCAUCCCCUGGCUCCCCUAGAGCAUAAAGGCCGACCCCGCGACCCCCAGGCGAACCCUAGCCCCACCUUCUCCCUCUCGCGUCGCCUCCCUCUCUGUCUUGUUUGCCCGGGUGGGCUCGUCGCUGCCACAUCGCCGUCGUCGCGGCCACUAGCUCCCCCUCGCUGUUCCAACAGCCCAGGAGCACCAUCGUCCUAUUCUGCACCGACUGCAAGCGCCAGGUCGAGUCGGAGCGCGUUCGAGCCGUCUCCAUCGGCCUCCUUCCCCGACUACAUCCGCCGGUCACCGUCGCUCGAUCCACGUCUCUCCAACGAGCUCCGGCAUCAUCGAGCCUUCUGCAAGCUCCGCUACCCCGAGACCGACGUUGGUGUGACUGAGUACGACUACGUCAUCGACGUCCCUUCUUCUUGUGCAACAGAGCUUCCAGGCAAGCCCCCCCUUAUCAACAGAUAUCGCCUACUCUUCUCUCUACUGCUUGCAUUAGAGUAGCGUAGCAUGUUACUGCUUUUCGGUAAUCCUAUCCUGA